Molecule: messenger RNA, 342 nt
Organism: Ostertagia ostertagi
Lineage: Eukaryota; Metazoa; Nematoda; Chromadorea; Rhabditida; Trichostrongylidae
Source: the annotation of a GenBank genome assembly
UCAAAGCACUGUAGGCGGCACAACUGUUGCACCAAAUUUCACUUUUAUUGUACAAGUGGUUUUUUCAGCAACCGUGAUGACUACUCUAACUGUGCCAACAAUCCUCUCGGACUACUAGUGGAUCAAAAUGGAACAGCCACUGGAAUAACGGAGUACCAAGCACUCGGAUAUACGAAAAUCUUCAAUCAAUUCGAUUUUUCUUGCGGCGCUGGUUUCACUGAGUUUGCCAACAACGACGAUUGUGCGGCGAGUGUAUUUCUCAAUGGCGUCGCCGAUAUGAGGACAUGCGACAAAAACUUUGCUGCUUCCAUUGCAAAGGACCCAAAUGUUAUGAAUAGAUGC